GAGACAGCGUGAGAGGAAUAAGUUGCUCUGUGAUUGGUUGGUGCGGGAUUUCAAACCGGAGCCGGCGGCACGGUACUGCUCUGCCGUUGGUUACAGCGCGUAGGAAAGUGGAAGGCGGUCCCAGAAAGAUGGAGACUACGAUGCUGAAUUUGCGGAAUCUGUUCGAGCAGCUUGUGCGCCGGGUGGAGAUUCUCAGUGAAGGAAAUGAGCUCCAAUUCAUCCAGUUGGCAAAGGACUUUGAGGAUUUCCGUAAAAAGUGGCAGAGAACAGACCAUGAACUGGGUAGAUACAAGGAUCUUUUGAUGAAAGCAGAGACUGAGCGUAGUGCUCUGGAUGUUAAGCUGAAGCAUGCACGCAAUCAGGUGGAUGUAGAGAUCAAACGGAGACAGCGAGCUGAGGCUGACUGCGAAAAGCUGGAACGACAGAUUCAGUUGAUUCGAGAGAUGCUCAUGUGUGACACAUCUGGCAGCAUUCAACUAAGUGAAGAGCAAAAAUCAGCUUUGGCUUUUCUCAACAGGGGCCAACCAUCCAAUGGCAAUGCUGGGAACAAAAGACUAUCAACCAUUGAUGAAUCUGGUUCCAUUUUAUCAGAUAUCAGCUUUGACAAGACUGAUGAAUCACUGGAUUGGGAUUCUUCUUUGGUGAAGACUUUCAAACUGAAGAAGAGAGAAAAGAGGCGCUCUAAUAGCCGACAAUUUGUUGAUGGUCCACCUGGACCUAUAAAGAAAACUCGUUCCAUUGGCUCCACAGCAGACCAGGGGAAUGAAUCUAUAGUUGCAAAAACUACGGUGACUGUUCCCAAUGAUGGUGGGCCCAUCGAAGCUGUGUCCACGAUUGAGACUGUGCCGUAUUGGACCAGGAGCCGAAGGAAAACAGGUACUUUACAACCUUGUAACAGUGACUCCACCCUGAGCAGCAGGCGGCUGGAGCCCAGAACUGAAACAGACAGUUCCAGCACUCCACAGAGUAACGGAGGGAUGCGCUUACAUGACUUCGUCUCUAAGACGGUUAUUAAACCAGAAUCUUGUGUUCCAUGUGGAAAGCGGAUAAAAUUUGGCAAGCUGUCCCUGAAGUGUCGAGACUGUCGUGUGGUCUCUCAUCCAGAAUGUCGAGACCGCUGUCCCCUUCCUUGCAUUCCUACCCUGAUAGGAACGCCUGUCAAGAUCGGAGAGGGAAUGCUGGCAGAUUUUGUGCCCCAGACUUCACCAAUGAUCCCCUCCAUUGUUGUCCACUGUGUAAAUGAGAUUGAACAGAGAGGGCUUACAGAGACAGGCCUGUAUAGGAUCUCAGGCUGUGACCGGACAGUAAAAGAGCUGAAAGAGAAAUUCCUCCGAGUGAAAACUGUACCCCUCCUCAGCAAGGUGGAUGAUAUCCAUGCUAUCUGUAGCCUUCUGAAAGACUUCCUUCGAAACCUCAAAGAACCUCUUCUGACCUUUCGGCUAAAUAAGACCUUUAUGGAAGCAGCAGAAAUCACAGAUGAGGACAACAGCAUAGCUGCCAUGUACCAGGCUGUUGGUGAACUGCCCCAGGCCAACAGGGACACAUUAGCUUUCCUCAUGAUUCACUUGCAAAGAGUGGCUCAGAGCCCAAACACUAAAAUGGAUGUUGCCAAUCUGGCCAAAGUGUUUGGCCCUACAAUAGUUGCCCAUGCUGUGCCCAAUCCAGACCCAGUGGCAAUGUUACAAGACAUCAAGCGUCAACCCAAGGUGGUGGAGCGCUUGCUUUCACUGCCUCUGGAAUAUUGGAGUCAGUUCAUGAUGGUAGAGCAAGAGAACAUUGAUCCCAUGCAUGUCAUUGAAAACUCCAAUGCCUUUUCAACACCACAGACACCAGAUAUUAAAGUGAGUUUACUGGGGCCUGUGACCACUCCAGAGCAUCAGCUCCUCAAGACGCCUUCAUCUAGCUCCCUGUCGCAGAGAGUCCGCUCCACCCUCACUAGGAACACUCCCAGAUUUGGGAGCAAAAGCAAGUCUGCCACCAACCUAGGACGACAAGGAAACUUCUUUGCUUCUCCAAUGCUCAAGUGAAGUCAUGUCAGCCUGUUACUCCCCAGCAUUUACUGACUGCAAGAAGGGGCGCACCUGUACUCUGCUCUGCAGCCUCCUGUACUCAUUACUACUUUUAGCAUUCUCCAGGCUUUUAAUCAAGUUUAAUUGUGAAUGGGGGUUUUAUUAAAACUAGAUAUAUCUCCCUUUCCCUCUCCUCAAGUGUAAUACAUCAACACGUUGUGCUGGUUGUUGGGAGCUUUUAGGUGGGAGAUCUUUUGCAGGGGUGAAAGGGGUUGUAUGGAAUUCACUGAGACUCUUUUGGAGGGAAAGUGGGAACAGUGUCCCUUUGGCUUAAAGCCAAAUGCUGCCUCACAGAAUGACCUUUCUCUGCUGUCAUUUAGAACUAAUUUUCAUGAGACAACGACAGAAACCCCACCUCUUUGGUAAGACUGACUUGUCUCAAGGUACAGAAAGGAUUGGACAGAGGAUAUAGGAUGGUUCCUUCUGAGGACUCAGAAGAGGCCUUCCCCCAUUUUGAAUUGAGCUGUAAGAUGGAGCCUUCAUAAGAAUGGAAUAGAGUGAGGUUAAAACUAGUGAUGGAAAUAUGCUUAGCUUUAAUUUGGAUUGAUUAGCUCUUAAUUGUGUUAAGUGACACAACCUUGUAAAUAUGAUACUAAAACUUGUAUUUAUCUCUAAUGGGCCUCUGGCUGGACUUUGGGGUUUGGUUGGAGUCAAAGCCAGUUUGUUCUUCUAAAGUUGAAUUCAUUCUAAUGCUUGACCCUGCUCCCUCCUUACAUUGUCCAAUGGAGCCCUAAUUCUAAAGGUCCGUAGGCCAUCUUCUCGGCAUCCCAGAUAAUAAUUAAGAGUAGGCUGUAAGGGAAGAUUGCCAAUAUUUUGUGUGGGAAAGAAAGCCACCGUCGUUUUUGUCUUUGCACUUUGCUGAAAUCUUCCCACAGAACAUAAUCCAUAUCUAGAUAAAUGUGAGUUUUUUGGUCUAUAAAAAUUUUCAUUGUCUAUAAAAAUGAUUUCUUCUAUAGAAUGUUAUCCAUACUGACCCCUGUCUUAGAAACACAUAUUUGGAAUAAUAUUUGGAAAAAAGUAAAUAGCUUUUUCAAAAAUGAAUAUGUGGUUGGUUUUCUUGUCCUGGAAAGUAACCUUCAAUGCCUUUUAGAAAGUAUUUUCCUUCAUAAUGUGUUGAAUCCAUUGUUCAUCUCUCUUUCCCACCCUCUGAACCCACCCAACCUUACAGGAAUUUGUUUCUUCAUUUCUCAUUCAACCUCUUUCAUUAUCCAUACUGGAGUCCCAUGAUAUCCUGUGACUGUUAUCCUAUAGUUUGAAGAAACUACUUUAGCAAACUUUUUUUUUGUUAAAUCAUUUUAUUGAGAUAUAUUCACAUACCAUGCAGUCAUCCAAAACAAAUCGUACAUUUGAUUGUUCAUAGUACCAUUACAUA
Messenger RNA from Choloepus didactylus (southern two-toed sloth), 3441 nucleotides. It is a transcript of the gene RACGAP1, whose product is annotated as Rac GTPase activating protein 1. Lineage: Eukaryota; Metazoa; Chordata; Mammalia; Pilosa; Megalonychidae. Gene Ontology annotation, biological process: signal transduction. The record is from RefSeq and is a predicted model, not a curated record. The coding region runs from base 129 to 2027 and encodes 632 amino acids. The transcript is spliced from 17 exons.